Messenger RNA from Penicillium longicatenatum, 2187 nucleotides. RefSeq lists its product as uncharacterized. The record is from RefSeq and is a predicted model, not a curated record. Gene Ontology annotation, molecular function: DNA-binding transcription factor activity, RNA polymerase II-specific; RNA polymerase II cis-regulatory region sequence-specific DNA binding; zinc ion binding. Gene Ontology annotation, biological process: DNA-templated transcription; regulation of transcription by RNA polymerase II. The transcript is spliced from 4 exons. Gene Ontology annotation, cellular component: chromatin. The coding region runs from base 1 to 2187 and encodes 728 amino acids. NCBI's taxonomy places the organism in Eukaryota, Fungi, Ascomycota, Eurotiomycetes, Eurotiales, Aspergillaceae.
AUGGCGUCAAUGGAGAUCAUGACGGUACCACCGACGCCUACAGGGGUAAAGAAACUGGUGUGUCGUGUGUGUCAAAAAGGAUUUACCAAGGCCGAACAUCUUAGAAGACAUGAGCGGUGCCACACCGGAUCUAAGCCUUAUGUCUGUAAGGAGUGUCACCGGCCGUUCGCCCGCCAAGAUGCCCUUACUCGGCAUGAGAAGUUGCAUCAGCGUGAUAUGAACGCAAAGGAUGGGCCACAUUCAGCCGGAGUUCCUCCAUCGGCAUCUUUAGAUUCAAUGGCUUCCUGGGAAUCCAGUAGCGCAUCCCCAACGGGCCCAGCUUCUACUUCUGCCACUAGUCGGUCUUGGGAUGAAUCCCAAUCUGUGCAUCAUCCGGGCAUGCACAAUGUCGCAUCCGAUAUGGAUUUCGCUUUGGUCUGGCCAGACUCGGAGAAUCUAUUUCAGAGUCUUAUGUCUGCAGACACCACCGAUCAAUGGCAGAUGCCGUUGGGGACAUUGCCAUUCCCGCCCGUCGUACAGGAUAUUAAUGGGAUGAACUUUGGAUCGCCCAAUUCAUUUGACGAUCGCAGUUCAUCGGUCGGCGCUAUUCCCUCUGGUGGUGGACACCAGGCGGUGCGCGAUGUAACGGAAAUGAUCAAUAGCUCGUCCUCAAGCGUUACCGCUGCCGUCAAAGCCUCGUCCAUCACAUCCGUCUUCCUAGACGAGUGUCUGCACAUGUUCUUUGUCCGUUUUAUUCCAACAUUCCCUAUACUACACCGAGCAACCUUUGUAUUUCGAGAAUGCACCCAUGCUCUACUGCUCAAUGCCAUCGCCAUAGGAUCCUUGUAUCUUGGCCCAAGUGAUGCGGUUGCAAAAGGAGAAGCUUUAUGGAGGCUUGCACAUACCGCUGUCGCCACCUCAUGGCAAUCUCUGAUCACACACAACGGCCCUUACGACACCUGUAAGGGCGUGCAGUUGAUGAUCACUGCACUACUCGGUCAAAUAUACGGAGCACUGUCCAGGAAUCGUGCAAUUCGAACCACAAGCCAAGUUUUCCGUCCGUUGGGCUUCUUCUGGGCUCGACAUUGUGGGAUGUAUGACAGUGAGCCCUACUCGAUGGAGAAUCUGCCUUCCAAUGAUGCUCCUGCUGCCGAAAAGGAGCACCAGUGGCGGAUAUGGGCUGCGCGGGAAAUACAGCAGCGGGCUCUGCUCGCAUACUACGUGCUUGAUGGUCUUGUAGCCCAGAUGUCUGGUGACGGAGCAUCGGCUCGACAUGUCUCGAAUUCUCUGAUUCUUCCUAGUAGUGAGCCUGCUUUCGAUGCGAGCAGCCCUGACGAGUGGUUGGCACACAUGCACUCACAAAAGCCCGAUCAAUCCUCUUUUCGGGUUGUCUUCCGAUCCUUAUUCCCACCGGUCGGUAACUUCAGGGCCCUUGAUUACCAAUUUUCCGCCUUCGCUCUUCGGGUUGUGUUGGAAGGUCUUCAGUCCUUGGUUUCCGACAGUGAUGAUCAUGAUCUAGCGGUGGGCGUUCCCGGCCAGUCCGAUGUACGCAGGGCCUUGGCUCAAGUUCACGAGACCAUCUCUAUGAGUCUGCACUUCUCUGCCGCCGAGAGACUGGAGAUUCUUUUGCGCUGGCAUACCGUCUGCCUAGAUACAAUGAUCAACUCAACAGUUUUAUCUCGUCAUGUCUGUUCACGUUAUGAUAUACCACAGCAUGUCUCUGGUGGUUGUCGAACAACCCGGGCCGGAUUCGACCUCAUAAAAUGGGCCAACACUGAGGACGCAAAGCGAGCAGUUCUGCAUGCCGUCGCUAUUCAAGACAUCAUCGAGCAGUUGCCUCGUGGUCGUGCCCAUGUGGUGCAUAUGCCAAGCUCCCUGUUUGCUGCUGCUACGAUUUAUGUUGUGUUUACUCUUGCUGGGGUAGCUACGGUGAAUCUUCCACGAAACAUCGUUUGGCAGGAUGCCUUGCUAUCUCACUCAGACCUUCACCUUGGUCAUGAUGAUAUACGACCCCCUUCUGGCUCAGAAACACGGCGUUUUGUCGCAACGGACCAAGGAAUACCUCCCGUCUUCACCGGUGGUGCUGUUCGGAAUCUUCUGUACGAGCUCAAUUCCAUUCAAAAGCUUUUUCGUUGUCUUUCGUCGCAAUGGGGAAUCGCUCAUGACAUGGAAGAUAUCGUCGCUCAAUGGAUUCAGCUUUGUCAUUAA